UCUGGGAGAAGUUGAGAUUUGGACGGUGGACUGAUGGGUUUCUGACGACGUGAUCUCUCAUAAUAUGACACAAUUUUUCUCUUGUUUUCCAUUUUCAACUUUUUGGUAAAAAUGUAAAAUUAUUUUCCCAAUCUCAUUAUCAUUCAAUUCUUCUCACUUUUGUUCAUGGUCUUGAAUUUUUGGUGUGGUGUUUUAAGUCUUAAAUCUUAUCUUGUUGCAAUCUGAUCUUUGAUGGAGGAGGUGAGGGUUUUUCACCUAAUGUCAACAUAAGGAAUCUCAUUAAUGGUUUUUUUUUCCUGCUUUCAGCGUUUCUUUAUCUUUGCUUAGCUGGAAAAAUGUCGGCUUCAUCUUAUCAAACGAAAAAAAGUAUUCGUGGAUACUGUUUGGUCUUUUAUGGAUGUGCAAUUUCUUAAAAAUGCUACCUAGAUUUUUAUGGCUCUCAAAUUAGGACAGUUUUGGAUUAUAUGAUGAUCUCUUCUCAAAGGUUUUCUUGUUUUGUUGCUGCUACUUUUCUUUUCAUAUUUGAUCAAGUGGUUCUUGAAUCUUUCUCAUGUUUGAAGCAACUUGGAGUUAAAAAGAGAGGACAGUUUGAACAAAACUAUGUGAAAUGCUCACGAUUAUUUGUCUAAGGAUUUCAUACUUGUGAAGCAUCUAUACCUGGUGAAGUUUGUGAGGAGUAAUUUCAGGUGAGUUGGAGCGAAUAUGCAGUGCACUAGCUACACGCCUGUGUAUUACCAUGCGAGGGAUCUUAAUGCCGGUGCAGGUGGCUAUUCUUGGCACCUGUAUGAUGGUAAUGGUAACAACGGAGAAGAAAGAGGCUACAGUGUCUCCAUGCCAUCGUGUGAUCAGUACUUGGGUUACGACAAGGAAAUGCUGAAGCAAAUCAUUCAGAAUCACGAAGCCACGUUUAGGUAUCAGGUUCAGGAGCUACACCGGUUAUACAGAAGGCAGAGGGACUUGAUGGAUGAAAUGCGAGUGAGAGAGAUCUUCGAGCAGCAUUUACUAUCUAGAACAUCGGAAUCAAUCCAUUCCUCGUCUCAUGCUGGGGAUGAGAUCUCUCAGAAACCUUCUCCUGCAGCAGACUGGCUCCUUGGCAAUCUUUCAUCUCGUAAGUUGUCUGAGCUAACAUCAGGGAAUGUUCGAGGGCCUCAAAGUUUCGUUGCAGAGAACUUUCAGAAGCCUACAGCUCUACAAACCGAUGAUGUCAAAUUUCUUCUGUCGCCCAUCACUAAACGACACGGAAAUGAGAUUGUCGAUCUUGCGAAUCCAGCUUAUAUGCACCAUGAUGAUCGAGUGAAGCAGUUCAAAGCAGGGCCUGAAUUGACAUGUCGUACUCCUGAGAAAAUUUUCGACUUUCAGCCUGCUACUACUUAUUCAGAUAUUGGUUCGACUAAAACAUGGGAUUUAUCAAGCUCUAGUUCAGGUAUCAGGAAGACGUGUUGUUUCAUUGAUCUGAACGAGCCCAUACAGUUGGAAUCAUUGCCUGCAAGUUCGUCUGGUCCUCUUGAAGCUUUUACUGGUCAUAGUGAGACUGUUUGCAGCGACGAACGCAUUCCUGUCAAGGCAACACCAGAAUCUAGAGUUCCUUCGCGAGAAAACUCAGAUGGUACGAAUUCAUCAAUGCUUAUUGAUUUGAAUUCGUUGCCUGUCAAUUGUUUCUCUGAGACAGAGAUGACUUUCGGAAACCCUCCGUCUAUAAAUAGAGAAGCUAAAAUAGUUCUAGAUAGUGUCUCUGAAGACGAACCCAUUGUGCACGACAUCUGUGACAGUUUCUUGAAAACUGAAAGUCGCGUUGACUUGAACACUGGCGUAGCAGAUGAGCAUCCCCUGCCUCCAUCAAGCUCAGCUCUUCAGAAAAAAUCAGCAGAAGAUACAGAGUUGAAGGGUCCGGUUAGCCCAGAGAACGAGGAGCGUUCUCCUCCAAGAGGAGAAUCCGAAGAUAUUCAAAUGGGGACGCCUCUUUCAUUUGAACAAGGAGAGGCAGAGCCAUUCAUUGAACUUGAUACGACUGCUGCACAGACUUUAGUCAUGAUUUUUUCUUCUGGAGUCGAGGAGCCCACGGGCGCUGCUGCAGCGCUUGAGCCAUUAGCAAACUUCAGAAAUCUGUGUUGGUUUGCUGAAAUCGUAUCUUCCACUGGAGAUGAGGUAGGAGACGAGGUCAUGAAACUAGAGACCGAUGCAACAGCUGAGAAUGAUCAAGGUGAGCAAAAUGCUGUAAACACGUCUCGUUUUAGCAAAGGCAAAGGAACAGGUAGCGCGUCCAGAAGAACUGGGAAGGGCCAGAAGAGGGGAAAGAAGCAACGCAAGGGCUUCAAAUCGGAAGAAGCUCUAGAGUUUCCAGAAAUAGGUCCGCUGAAGAGAAAACCGGGCAGGAGCUCUUGUGCGAAACAAAGAAAACAUCCCAAGUUGUCUCCUUCGGAUGUGAUGAAGAAGUCAAUGAGCUCGAUCUUGAAGCAGUCUGCUGCUAGCAGCGACCACGGCGUUGUGCAGAAUUGGGGAAGGACGAGAAAACGACAAGGAGGUCGAACGCGUAGUGGGGCUAGUCAAUUCUCUCUGAUAAGCUGAGUUUGGCUUGAUUGUAGGAUAACUUGCAACAAUAACACAUUUUGUUGUUGAAAAUUGAAAGAUGUUUAAUGUACAUAUACAAAUCAGUUUUGCUGAGAACUUGUUUCAGCAGUAGGCAUUUUUACAUGAGAUAAUGUGUAGCUAUGCUGUGCUUGAUAUUCAUGAUUAUUGUGCAGUCGAGUAAAAAUGACUGCAUUCUACAAUAGGAUAUUGCUUAGGUUGUAUUUCUUCUA
Messenger RNA from Salvia miltiorrhiza (redroot sage), 2798 nucleotides. RefSeq lists its product as uncharacterized. The record is from RefSeq and is a predicted model, not a curated record. The transcript is spliced from 3 exons. The coding region runs from base 703 to 2565 and encodes 620 amino acids. NCBI's taxonomy places the organism in Eukaryota, Viridiplantae, Streptophyta, Magnoliopsida, Lamiales, Lamiaceae.